Messenger RNA from Quercus lobata, 740 nucleotides. RefSeq names its product RING-H2 finger protein ATL33-like. Gene Ontology annotation, biological process: protein ubiquitination. Bases 143 to 667 code for a protein of 174 amino acids. The record is from RefSeq and is a predicted model, not a curated record. NCBI's taxonomy places the organism in Eukaryota, Viridiplantae, Streptophyta, Magnoliopsida, Fagales, Fagaceae. The transcript has 2 exons.
AACCCCACACCCACCGUUCACGAGGCACUAAUCUAGUAAUCUUCUGCAUAAAGCUGCUUUAAAUACAAAACAAAAAAACAGGAAAAAGCAAAAACACAAAAAAAACAGAAACAGAGUCUGACUACUCUCUCUCCUCUCCACCAUGGAGAACGCACCCUCAGUUCUUCUAAGCUUCGAACCAGCCCCCUUCCCCGCAUCGCCAAGCAGCGUGGACUUAUCUCCUCUUGAAUUCGUUCUCGCUCUUAUUGCCGUGGUCACCAUCCCAGCCUUAGUCUACGUCUUCUUCUUCGCCGUGAAGUGCCCUCCAAACCCUUUUCGAGGACGAAGAUACCGGAGCUCCUCGAGCGAGACCGAUGGAAUUAGUAACUUAGAUGGGGUUGCAGAUGUUGUUAAGGUUGAGAAAGAAAGCAGCCACGCUAGUAAAGAUGUUGUUGGUAGUGAGUGUCCUGUGUGUUUGAUGGUGUUCGUAGAGGGUGAAGAAGUGAAGCAACUGAGUGUGUGCAAGCACUCUUUCCAUGUUCCUUGUAUUGACUUGUGGCUCAAUUCUCAUUCUAACUGUCCCGUUUGUCGUGCUUCUGUCUCUGUUAAGCAAGGGGUCGGGAAGAGAUCAAUGUUUUGUUAUGAAUUCUGUUUGCUUUUCAAUACCUUCAUCACCGACAAGUUGUAGUUAUAGUAUUGUUGUUUGAAGAAGAAAAAGAUGAGGGAAUCCAAGGUAGACAAAUAGGAUUAGUGAUGUCAAA